AUGUCUCACCGAAAGUUCGAGGCCCCCCGUCACGGUUCGCUGGCUUACCUGCCCAGGAAGCGGGCUGCCCGUCACCGGGGUAAGGUCAAGUCCAUCUUCGCACGACAUGGACUCUGGGCGAUUGGUCAUCAACAAGAGGGAUGCAUCGAGAACUCACUCUGCGCGCGCGAGAAAGAGGAGGAGCAGGAAGAGCUGUACAAUAUCGCUGUUGAUAUUGCGCACACCAUUCUUGAAAGCAGAAUCGCUAAUUCAUUGUGCUUCACCAGCUUCCCCAAGGACAAUGCCAAGCAGCCCGUCCACCUGACCGCCAUGAUGGGUUACAAGGCUGGUAUGACCACCAUCGUCCGUGACCUCGACCGUCCCGGUGCCAAGGCCCACAAGAAGGAGGUUGUCGAGGCCGUUUCCAUUAUUGACACCCCUCCGAUGAUCGCUGUUGGUCUGGUUGGUUACAUCGAGACUCCCCGCGGUCUCCGAUCCCUUACCACCGUCUGGGCAGAGCACUUGUCCGACGAACUGAAGCGUCGCUUCUACAAGAACUGGUACAAGUCCAAGAAGAAGGCUUUCACCAAGUACGCCAAGAAGCACUCCGAGGCCAAGGGUGCUUCCAUCAGCCGCGAGCUCGAGCGCAUGAAGAAGUACUGCACUGUCGUCCGUGUCCUCGCCCACACCCAGAUCCGCAAGACUCCCCUCAAGCAGAAGAAGGCCCACUUGAUGGAGAUCCAGAUCAACGGUGGCUCCGUUGCCGACAAGAUCGAGUUCGGCCACGGUCUCUUCGAGAAGCCCAUUGAGGUCAGCAGCAUCUUCGAGCAGGACGAGAUGAUCGACGUCAUCGCCGUCACCAGAGGUCACGGUUUCAACGGUGUCACCUCCCGUUGGGGCACCAAGAAGCUUCCCCGUAAGACUCACAAGGGUCUCCGUAAGGUCGCUUGUAUCGGUGCAUGGCAUCCUUCCCACGUCCAGUGGACUGUUGCCCGUGCCGGUCAGAUGGGUUACCACCACCGUACCUCGGUCAACCACAAGGUUUACCGCAUUGGCAAGGGAGACGCCGACAACAACGCCUCCACCGAGCAGGAUGUCACCAAGAAGACCAUCACUCCUCUGGGUGGCUUUGUCCGAUAUGGUGAGAUCAACAACGACUUCGUCAUGGUCAAGGGUUCCAUCCCUGGUACCAAGAAGCGUGUUGUGACCCUGCGCAAGUCCAUGUUCAUCCACACCUCGAGAAAGGCCCUCGAGAAGGUCGAGCUCAAGUGGAUCGACACCUCGUCCGAGUUCGGUCACGGUGCUUUCCAGACCCCGGCAGAGAAGAAGCAAUUCCAGGGUACUCUCAAGAAGGAUCUCGUUCAGAGCUCGUAA
This is a messenger RNA of Pestalotiopsis fici W106-1, 1353 nucleotides long. Its product is annotated as 60S ribosomal protein L3. NCBI's taxonomy places the organism in Eukaryota, Fungi, Ascomycota, Sordariomycetes, Amphisphaeriales, Sporocadaceae. Gene Ontology annotation, biological process: translation; ribosomal large subunit assembly. The record is from RefSeq and is a predicted model, not a curated record. The coding region runs from base 1 to 1353 and encodes 450 amino acids. Gene Ontology annotation, molecular function: RNA binding; structural constituent of ribosome. The transcript is spliced from 4 exons. Gene Ontology annotation, cellular component: ribosome; cytosolic large ribosomal subunit.